AUGGAAAAAGCUACUAGUACUCUUAGAAGGAGUGGUGCUUUUUUAUUGUCAUUUGGCACAGGUUAUCAAGAACUCAAUCUAAUAAUAUCUGAUUUAAAAAUUCUCAAGUCACAAUUGAAAGCAGUAAGGGAUUCACAACAAACAAUAUUUCAUGACAUAACAAAUUGGACAUGUGUCGAUGAAAAUAGAGCUUUGCAGGAAUUAUUUCUUCAUUUAUCCGAUUUAAAUGCACUGUGGAGCGAGGUUCAAAAUCAAAUCUCAGAUUUUAAACAUCAAUUUGAAACUAUUUUGGAGGGAGAACGUAAUUUAGAUGCUGCUAGAAACAAAUUUGCUAAUUGUGAGGCAUUAGAGCAAAAAGCGAGAAAAAAGUUAAAAAAAGCCCAAAAAAAAAAUUCAUCUGAAGAAAUAAGAGCUGCUGAAGCCAAAAUUGCAGAAUGUGAAAGACAAAAAGAUUUAAUGCAAGUGGAAGUUUCUGAAAAAGUUAAAGAAAAUGAAGCAGUUAAAUUAAUUGUAGUUAAAGAAGGACUUAUUAAAUUAUCUCAGGCAUACUUGGCUCUUUCUCAAAAAUGUGCUUAUAUAUUUGAAGCUCAAGCAGAUAUUGUUAAAUGCUUGCCUGAUGUUGAAGACAAGGAAAUUCAUGAAAUAAAAUUUGAUGGUUUGUCAGGUGCGAAAGAUAUUUUGCAAAGAGCUAGAACAUUGGUCAAGGAUUAUAGAAUUGUUAAUCCUCCUUCAUCUCAACAAAGAAAUACAGAUCCACCACCCCCUUAUUCACCGAAUCCUUAUUAUUCAAAUUCCCCAUACAAUCCAUAUUAUUCAAGCCCAGGUGAGACAUCUGAUACGACUCCUGUCAGAAAUGAAGGUCCUAGUGGUUUGUAUCCAUCAGUUAGGAAUGAAGAAGAAUUAGCAAGUGCAUUAAAUUCUAAAUAUUUGAUAAUAAAAAAUUUUAAUGUAGUGUAA
This is a messenger RNA of Pediculus humanus corporis (human body louse), 957 nucleotides long. RefSeq lists its product as uncharacterized. The transcript has 6 exons. The record is from RefSeq and is a predicted model, not a curated record. NCBI's taxonomy places the organism in Eukaryota, Metazoa, Arthropoda, Insecta, Psocodea, Pediculidae. The coding region runs from base 1 to 957 and encodes 318 amino acids.